Pipistrellus nathusii (Nathusius's pipistrelle) is the source of this 1224-nucleotide messenger RNA. Lineage: Eukaryota; Metazoa; Chordata; Mammalia; Chiroptera; Vespertilionidae. The record is from the annotation of a GenBank genome assembly.
AUGCCUGGGCAUUUACAGGAAGGCUUCGGCUGCGUGGUCACCAACCGAUUCGACCAGUUAUUUGACGACGAAUCGGACCCCUUCGAGGUGUUAAAGGCAGCAGAGAACAAGAAAAAAGAAGCCGGCGGGGGCGGUGUUGGGGGCCCCGGGGCUAAGAGCGCAGCUCAGGCCGCAGCCCAGACCAACUCCAAUGCGGCAGGCAAACAGCUGCGCAAAGAGUCCCAGAAAGAACGUAAGAACCCGCUGCCGUCCAACGUCGGCGUGGCUGACAAGAAAGAGGAGACGCAGCCGCCCGUGCCGCUUAAGAAAGAAGGAAUAAGACGUGUUGGAAGAAGACCUGAUCAACAACUUCAAGGUGAAGGGAAAAUAAUUGAUAGGAGACCAGAACGGCGACCACCUCGUGAAAGACGAUUUGAAAAGCCACUUGAAGAAAAGGGUGAAGGAGGAGAAUUUUCAGUUGAUAGACCGAUUAUUGACCGGCCUAUCCGAGGCCGGGGUGGUCUUGGAAGAGGUCGAGGUGGACGUGGACGAGGAAUGGGCCGAGGAGAUGGAUUUGACUCUCGUGGCAAACGUGAAUUUGAUAGGCAUAGUGGAAGUGAUAGAUCUUCUUUCUCACAUUACAGUGGCCUGAAGCACGAGGACAAACGUGGAGGUAGCGGAUCUCACAACUGGGGAACUGUCAAAGAUGAAUUAACAGAGUCCCCAAAAUACAUUCAGAAACAAAUAUCUUAUAAUUGCAGUGACUUGGAGCAACCAAAUGUGACUGAGGAAACACCUGAAGGUGAAGAACAUCCAGUUGCAGACACUGAAAAUAAGGAAAACGAAGUUGAAGAAGUUAAGGAAGAGGGUCCAAAAGAAAUGACUUUGGAUGAGUGGAAGGCUAUUCAAAAUAAGGACCGGGCAAAAGUAGAAUUUAAUAUACGGAAACCAAAUGAAGGUGCUGAUGGUCAGUGGAAGAAGGGAUUUGUUCUUCAUAAGUCAAAGAGUGAAGAGGCUCAUGCUGAAGAUUCGGUUAUGGACCAUCAUUUCCGGAAGCCAGCAAAUGAUAUAACGUCUCAGCUGGAGAUCAAUUUUGGAGACCUUGGCCGCCCAGGACGUGGUGGCAGGGGAGGACGAGGUGGCCGUGGGCGUGGUGGACGUCCAAACCGAGGCAGCAGGACUGACAAGUCAAGUGCGUCUGCUCCUGAUGUAGAUGACCCAGAGGCAUUCCCAGCUCUGGCUUAA